AUAUAUAGUACUACUCCAAAAUGCCUAAAGUCGUAACGCUCAAGCGUGUUUUGCUUUUUAUCUUCUAAAUUAAAUUUUGUUCGCUGUAUGAUAAAUUAGCUAUAUCUAAUAAUAAUAAUAUGUGCUGUGUAUGUUUGUGCGUUUACUAAUUAUUAUUAUUACCUACUACAACCCUCGAAGAUAUCUUCGACCAUCGUACCAAGUAAUCGGCGUUUACGAAACCGUUUUUUAUUGAUAGAAAAGAAAAAUUCGAUACGGUUAUCAAUUAAGCGAUGCUCGGCUAUAGUGCUGUCUGCACAGAAUAAAAAACGGUCUCACAUCGCACCGAUCGAGUUACGUCGUUCGAGUAAAUUUUAAAUUUGGGGGCCCCGUUCAAAAUGAUCGUCUACAACUUGAUCGGAGCUCUAACGUCCGAUUCGAACACGUUGUGGGUGGCACUGCUCUCGCUCACGAUCUUCGGUCUAUACUUUUUGUACUCCGACAAAUUGUCCAAAAAUCGCGGACGACAGAUUUCACUAUUGCCAUCGAUCACAAAAAGCGAAUGGGCUUCAUUGAAUGUGUCACUGAAACUCGCCAGUUUCGGGCCACGGGAUAUUUUGCCGUUUUUCGAUAGCGUUAUCAAAAAGUACGGGUCACUGAUCCAUUUGAAAAUCAUAGCACGUCAUUAUGUCAUCAUAAACGAUCCAGACGAUAUAAAGGUACUACUAUCAAGCGUACAGCACAUUACGAAAGGUCCCGAUUACGAGAUGCUUGAACCAUGGUUGAACAAAGGGCUACUAACCAGCACGGAUCAAAAAUGGCAUUCUAGAAGAAAACUGCUAACAAACACUUUUCAUUUUAAAAUUUUGGAAACUUACGUUCCGUCGCUUAAUAAGCAUUCCCGUUCGUUAGUCAAAAAUCUCAUCAGCGCUUCAGACAAUGGUAAAUCUAUAGCAGAUAUUGACUCCCACGUAACUCUCUGUGCUUUGGAUAUCGUAUGUGAAACAAUUAUGGGUGUAAAUUUACGUACUCAAGAGGGUAAAUCGACAGAUUACGUUAAAGCAAUCAAAAAUGUCAGUCACAUACUGAUCAAACGUAUUUUUACGUUUUGGUAUUGGAACGAAAUUGUUUUCAACCUUAGUAACAUCGGCAGAGAAUUUCGUAAAUCAUUAAAGUUAUUACACGAUUUCACAGAAAAUGUCAUAAAGGAGAGACGAAAAAUAUUAGAAAACGUGGAACAAAAAAAAACUGAUGGAAAUGGAAAGAAACAGAUAUAUUCGUUUUUGGACCUUCUUGUCGGUGUUUCCAAAGAAAAUCCUGGCACGAUGACCGAUAAAGAUAUACGAGAAGAAGUGGACACGUUUCUUUUCGAAGGACACGACACGUCUUCAAUAGCUAUUACUAUGGCUAUAAUUCAUUUGGGACUUGAUCAAAACAUACAGAAUUUGGUCAGAGAUGAGCUGUACGAAAUAUUCGGCGACAGCGACCGAGACGCAACAAUGGAAGACCUCAAAGCGAUGACAAAUUUAGAAAGAGUGAUAAAAGAGACAAUGCGACUUUAUCCGAGCGUGACGGGUAUCACGAGAACUCUCAAAGAGCCGCUCCGCCUUGAAAAGUAUACGAUACCUUCUAAAUCGGUUAUGGUGGUCGUCCCUCAUCUAUUGCACCGCGACGAAAACAUUUAUCCCAAUCCGGAAAAAUUCGAUCCUGACCGGUUUUUGCCGGAUCAGUGCAACGGACGUCAUCCUUACGCGUACAUACCGUUCAGCGCCGGGCCAAGGAAUUGCAUAGGCCAAAAAUUUGCUAUGUACCAAAUGAAAACAGUUUUGUCCACGAUCUUGAGGUACACGAUCGUAGAGACGUUGGGAACGCAAAAAAGCAUCGUCAUCAGUACACAGUUGAUAAUGAGAGCGGAUUACUUGCCAAGCGUGAAAAUAACACCAAUUUCCAACAAGAGUAUCGCACGUCAUAUAUUAUGUUAACUAUUAAUUAUAUCAUCAUAAUAAUUUAAUUUGGAUGUAAAUAUCAUGUACAUACUAUACAUAUAUCGUACAUAAAACACAGCAUAUUUUUCGUUUUCAAUUUUAAUUUAAACAGGCCAUAUAAGCCUCCACGACCAAAUACAUAAUAUAGGAUAGUAAUUGUCAGGAAAUGUAUUUUAUUCAAUAAGCCAAACAAUCGUGGACAUAUGCUAUAAGACUGUUUUAAAAUUUGGCUAUUGUUAAUAUUGAAAGAUAUAUUGUUAAUUUAUGAAAGAAUGUCGAUAAAUCGGGAAUGCAGAUAUAAUAUAUGAUAUGAAGUUUGUUUUAAAA
Rhopalosiphum maidis (corn leaf aphid) is the source of this 2291-nucleotide messenger RNA. Its product is annotated as cytochrome P450 4C1-like. The transcript has 11 exons. The record is from RefSeq and is a predicted model, not a curated record. Gene Ontology annotation, molecular function: iron ion binding; monooxygenase activity; oxidoreductase activity, acting on paired donors, with incorporation or reduction of molecular oxygen. Lineage: Eukaryota; Metazoa; Arthropoda; Insecta; Hemiptera; Aphididae. Bases 378 to 1961 code for a protein of 527 amino acids.